AUGAAAUGCAAAGAAAGUUCAGAACUUUCUUCGAAAAAGAACAGGUCUCGCGUGUGUAUUUUUCAUCUUGUCGUUGUUGUACAAAAUCAGUUGUAUUAUUGUAUCGUUAUAGAUACAAGGAUUCGCAGAAUGUCUUUACUAGUUCGAAGAUGCAAAUUCGAUAGUUGCUGGUAUUCGACGCUCGUAAAUAGGCUAAAGCUUCAUGAGUUACAUGCUUGGUCGUUAACUAACCUGUUUUGGACUUCGAGUAGUUUUUGCAAUACAUACGCGAAACUAAAUAUUUUAGAUGACAAAACUAAAAAGUUUUUGGAUUAUCUCACGAAUGAGUACAGAAACAAGUCCUGGCAAAGUAAUAACUUUAUCGAUUUUGUCGAUUUAAAUGCUUCCGGUAGUUUAUUUAAUGAAAGAGUACAACUUGUGGAAAAUAUUCAAAAUUUGCAUGACUUAGGGCAACAAGAUGUAGAGAUAAAAAAAUUAGCGGAAGAAGAAACAAUGUUGUACAAAGAACAAUUAAAUGAACUUGAUGAAAGAUUAUUGCACAUGAUACUGACAAACAUGUACAAAGAUUUUUACAGUAACAUCAUUAUUGAAAUAACGGCAGGUGUUGGUGGUCAGGAAGCAAUGUUGUUCGUUAAAGACUUGUAUGAUAUGUACAUAGGUUAUGUCAAAUAUUUAGAUUUGGAUCAUGAAGUGAUCGACAUAGAGACGACUGAUAAUAAGGGUAUUAGACAUAUCAGUAUUAUGAUAUCUGGCGAUCAAAUCGACAAGUUUCAACAUGAGGGUGGUGUACACAGAGUACAACGGGUACCAGCUACAGAAAAAUUAGGCCGAGUACAUACCAGUACUGCCUCAGUGGCUAUUCUGCCAGUGCCAUCAGAAAUACAGAUUAUGAUUAAUAAGAAUGAUCUAAAAAUAGAGACAAAAAGAUCAUCUGGUGCAGGUGGUCAACAUGUGAACACUACAGACUCUGCAGUGAGGAUAACACAUUUGCCAAGCGGGUUAAGCGUUACCUGUCAAGUACAUAGGUCACAAGGUAAGAAUAAAAAAAUAGCGAUGGACAAACUGAGGAGUAUCCUGUAUGAACAGCAAUUGAAUAAGCAAACAUCGUUCACAAGUAAAUUACGGCAAAAGCAAAUGGGAAUGGGAUUCAGGAAUGAGAAAAUCAGGACAUAUAAUUAUAAUCAGAAUCGUGUGACUGACCAUAGGCUAGGCCAAAAUGGGACUUUCAACUUGAUAGAAUUUAUGCAAGGUGGAGUAGCUCUAGAGGAAUUGGAGGACAGAUUAUAUAAUCACAUGCGGAUAGAAACCCUGUUAGAAGUAAUAAAAAAACUGGAGUCACAAUCGAAGUAAUCCAUUCUAACAUUAUCAUUUUGAUAUAAAAGAUUGUAUAUAAGAUUUGUUUUACAUAGGCAUUGUA
Molecule: messenger RNA, 1417 nt
Organism: Atta colombica
Lineage: Eukaryota; Metazoa; Arthropoda; Insecta; Hymenoptera; Formicidae
Gene: mRF1
Product: peptide chain release factor 1-like, mitochondrial
Biological process (GO): translational termination
Molecular function (GO): translation release factor activity
Source: RefSeq, a predicted model, not a curated record